AUGAAACUAGUUUCAAAGACAGUGACUAAAAAUGGAGGAGAUAUUGUUUUGAUUCCAGAAGACGCUGAUGAUCUAUGGACUCUAUACAACCUAAUAACUAAAAAUGAUGAAAUUUCACUGAAAACUUAUAGAAAUAUCAAACCAUUAGGUGCUUCGGGAAUACCCAUCCCAGGUGCACCAGCACAGAGGAAACUAGUCAAGUUGACACUCAACGUGAUUGACUCCACGUUCGUUGCUUCUGAACGGGAGCUGCGAGUCAAGGGUGUUACUACUAACGCUCUAGCUGAAGUUCCAUUAGGGUCUCACCAUACAGCCACAGUGAUGAUCAAAGAACCAGUCAAGGUUCACAAGGAUAUUUGGGAUUCCCACGAUGAUGAAUUGGUGGAUAAUGCUUGCACGCUGGAAGCAAAAGCUGAAGUUGGCGCUGUAGUACUUGAAGAAGGUGUCUCGCACAUAUGUUUGAUAUCGGAUUCAAUGACUAUCCUUAGAAACAAGAUUGAAAAGUCCAUACCUAAGAAAAGGAGAGGUGAUUCCUCAGCCCAUGAUAAAGCAUUGAAUACAUUCUUACAAAACACUGCCUUAGGGACAAUGAGACAUCUAGACCUAUUGAAAUUGAAGGCAAUUAUAGUUGCAUCUCCUGGUACUUUGAAUAAACAACUAAUAGAGAAAAUAUUCCUUGAAAUAGAUAAAACAAGUAACAAAGACUUGAUUAGAUGCAAAUCGAAAUUUAUGACGGCUAACUCUAGUACUGGUUAUUUACAGGCAUUGGAAGAAGUUUUGAAAGAUCCAAGUGUAAAGAAACAAUUGACAGAUACCAAAGUUCAGAAGAAUGUUGCCUUAUUUGAUGAAUUCACGAAAAACCUAAACCUUGAUAACUACAAAUCUUUCUAUGGUGAGAGUGAAGUAAUGAAGGCAAUCGCUAUACCAGGUGCCGUUAAAACGUUGCUCAUUACCGAUACCCUAUUCAAAAAUGAUGAUGUGGAAAAACGUAAAAAAUAUAUUAAUAUUGUCGAAUCAGUUAAGAACAAUGGCGGCGAAGUUUCUGUAUUUUCCUCACUUCAUGAUUCUGGUAUCCAAUUGGACCAGUUGACUGGUCUUGCAGUUAUAUUGAACUACCCAAUUCCCGAUUUAGAAGAUUCCGAUGAUGACGACGAAAGUAUAUACCAAUCGGAUUAA
Molecule: messenger RNA, 1176 nt
Organism: Pichia kudriavzevii
Lineage: Eukaryota; Fungi; Ascomycota; Pichiomycetes; Pichiales; Pichiaceae
Exons: 1
Coding region: 1-1176 (391 amino acids)
Biological process (GO): ribosome disassembly; nuclear-transcribed mRNA catabolic process, non-stop decay; nuclear-transcribed mRNA catabolic process, no-go decay
Cellular component (GO): cytoplasm
Source: RefSeq, a predicted model, not a curated record